UUACUACUAUCAAUAUUUGACAAAAGAAAAUGGCGGAGAGACGUGGUGGUGGAAACAGAAAUCGUUCUCGAAGUAGAUCCCCAUUUGGUAGGAAAAACUCCGAGCGAGAUGGAAUUCAGGAUCGUUUAAAGCGGAUAAGUGGUACUGAUGGCGAUCAGCCAACUGAAAAUGGCAUUAGCGAUAAUGUGAAAAUAGACAGAGAAAAGACUUGCCCUUUACUGUUAAGAGUGUUUUGUCAAAUUGGAAAGCAUCACAGAACAGAGGAGUUUGCUCAUAACAAGACACCCUCGAAUGAGCUGCAAAUUUAUACAUGGAAAGAUGCUAGCUUAAAGGAACUCAUGAGUUUGGUCAAGGAGGUUAACCCAGAAGCAAGACGUAAAGGAACUUAUUUUGAUUUUGCAAUUAUAUAUCCGAACUUCCAGCGUGGAGGGUACAUAUUAAAAGAUAUUGGUACGACUUGCUCUGGACAAAAGUGCCCGGAUGAUAACGUCACACUCCAUUCAAAAAGGUUCCAAAUCGGUGAUUUUUUGGACAUAGCAAUAAUGUUGCCUCCCAAGGAGAGAAGAGACAGUUUAUGAAGAUUCUGUAAAAUAUUUGCUUUGUAUAUAUUGUGUGUUACUGCGCCAUUAUGCACACAGACGAGCUGUAUAAGAACUAACGAACUUGGAUUUUAAUAAGAAAAACGUUAUAAUAUAGCA
This is a messenger RNA of Hydractinia symbiolongicarpus, 698 nucleotides long. Its product is annotated as histone deacetylase complex subunit SAP18-like. The transcript has 4 exons. The record is from RefSeq and is a predicted model, not a curated record. Gene Ontology annotation, molecular function: transcription factor binding; transcription corepressor activity. The coding region runs from base 30 to 578 and encodes 182 amino acids. Lineage: Eukaryota; Metazoa; Cnidaria; Hydrozoa; Anthoathecata; Hydractiniidae. Gene Ontology annotation, biological process: negative regulation of DNA-templated transcription. Gene Ontology annotation, cellular component: nucleus.